Molecule: messenger RNA, 2357 nt
Organism: Sitodiplosis mosellana (orange wheat blossom midge)
Lineage: Eukaryota; Metazoa; Arthropoda; Insecta; Diptera; Cecidomyiidae
Gene: Muc91C
Product: pro-resilin
Exons: 13
Coding region: 212-1654 (480 amino acids)
Source: RefSeq, a predicted model, not a curated record
ACCUUAACAGCCAUCAUUCACUGCCUUCCCAUCGUCUCAAUAAUUUGGGUAGCUCAGUAAACACACGGAUUGGCUCUAACCAACAGUUUUUGAGCAAGUUGUAUUCAAUUUAUUCGUUGCGAUAAAACCGAAAAAAAGACCGAAUUUUGUUCAACGGUCAAAGUAAAACAACAAUUUCUAGCACAGCGUAAUUUAUCGUAUCAAACUCACCAUGAAGGCACACAUAAAUAAGAAAUUAUUAGUACUUUUAUUAUGCUUGGGAUUCGCUCUUGCCGCUGGACAUAAAAAGCGAGAUGCACCAUUUGCAUCACCAAAUCGUCAAUAUUUGCCACCUCAACAAUCGUCGUCGGGACAGCAGCCCAGCACUCAAUACGGUGCUCCAAAUCAAGGAUCAGGUGGUUUUGGUGGAAAUCAGGGAGGUUUUGGCGGUAGUGGCGGAUUCGGACAGCAGCCCAGCACCCAAUACGGUGCUCCAAAUCAAGGAUCAGGUGGUUUUGGUGGAAAUCAGGGAGGUUUUGGCGGUAGUGGUGGAUUUGGACAGCAGCCCAGCAAUCAAUAUGGCCCACCUAGUCAAGGUGGAAGCAGCAGCAGCAGCAGCUAUAUUCCACCACCAUCAGGAAACUUCCCACCACAAAACGGAGGAGGUAGCGGCAAUUUUGGACAACAACCACCUUCGGUGCAACAACAAUAUGGUGCACCACCAUCAUCACAAGGCAGCUUUGGAGGUAGUUUCGGUCAAGGAUCUGGCUCAGGUGCCGGAGGAUAUCCAGGAUCAGGCAGACCAGGUGGCCAAGGAGGAUACCCAUCUCAACCAUCAAAUCCAAUUCAAGGAUCAGGCAGCUUCGGUGGGAAUCAGGGAGGUUUCGGUGGCAGUGGCGGAUUCGGACAACAACCAUCACAACAAUAUGGACCCCCAAGAGGAGGAUCACCAGGCGGAUACCCAUCUCAACCAUCAAACCAGUAUGGUGUUCCAAAUCCAAAUCAAGGAUCAGGCAGCUUCGGUGGAAAUCAGGGAGGUUUCGGCGGUAGUAGCGGAUUUGGACAACAACCACAAGCUCCAAGACAAACAUUCUCACCACCAGCUACUAGCUACGGAAUUCCAGACCGUACAUCACCAGGAUUGGCUCCACCAGCACCUUCAGGCGGCUAUGCUGGCGUACCUCAACAACAACAGGGAUCAGGAUUCGGAGGUGGUGUUCCCCCAAGCAGCUACGGCGCACCUAAACAACAGCAACAAGGACCCGGAUUUGGAACCCCAUCUGGUAGCUAUGGUCCGCCCCAGCAAUCUUCAUCGCCAGGAUUUAGUCAAGGUGGCUCAAAUGGUUACAGUUCAGGACGACCAGCGAAUGGUCAUGGAUUUGGUGGAUCACAAGGAGGAUUCGGUGGAAGCGGAGGUCACGGUGGCAGCCAUGGUUAUCCAUCAGGUAGACCAGGAGGUCAAGCUCCAUCGCAACAAGGCGGCGGCAGUUUCGGACAACAACCACCAACCCAACAGUACGGGCCACCACAACCUCAACAAGGCGGUUUUGGUGGCGGUCAUGGUUCUGGCUCUGGCUCUGCUGGAGGUUAUCCAUCAGGACGACCUGGAGGAAGCGGUCAAGUGCCUCCAACAAUUUCACAGCAGUAUGCGCCAAACGGCGGCUACCAAUACUAAACGGUCGAUCGCUUCAAUAGUUGCAUUUGGUUUCUUUUAAAAUUAUAGUUUUCAAAACACGAACAAACCGACAAAAAAAACCAAUCAAACAAACCGAACGAAAAAAAUGCUGCUACCAUUUUAUGUUAUGCACUUGACGACCACGACCACACAACGAUCGGAGGCAUGCGAAAAGAAACUGAAGUAUAAUUUUAAUCAUAAGUGCCUUAUUCGACAUUAACUGCUGAUCCAUUGGCUUCUUUUAACGUAUAUCAAACUUCUUGCUCUCUCUCCUUGAUUCCGCAACGCCCUCACUCUCUCUCUCCCUUUUCUCACUAUGUCUCAUUGCUCCGCUUUUAUCAGCUAACAAACAGCAAUCAACGAUCAACCGACCAGGAAACGACAAACCAGCCGCUGGUAUGAACGGGAAAAACAAUCUCCAUUUGUAUUUAAAUUAUUUUAUGUUUCAUAUUUCAUGUUUUAAUUUUUGUGAAUUAUUCAUUAGCGCAUACGUGAAAUUUCUCUCAAUUUUACGAAUCUCUGAUUGAUAAUUUUUUUUUUUUUGAACAAAAGUUUUGAAUGAAAAAAUUGUACAAAUAUAAAUUUUAUUGUAUAUUAUUAUGCUCUAACUGUUUUUACAAAAUGAAAAAAAAAAUGGUGAAAAACAAACAAAAAUACUCAAUGAAAUAAAAAAAAAAUUAUAUUGAUGAUGAAAACCACAAGA